AUGCCAAGAGAUCUUGUUGUAGACCCAUUUUGCUUUCGGCAAUUUGCGGAAUCACAAGCUAGCAAUGAUUACGUGGGUACCAUAUUCAAGCAAUCUAUUCAAGAAUUUGAGGGCAUUGUGAACCAAUAUUACAAAGCCGAGGAUCUAAAAGAUGGAUACGCGCCUUUUUGCAAGCAUCUCUUUGUUGAGAACACCUUCUCUGACGCUCGUGUGAACGUGCUUCCAGUCAGCUCGGAAAAUGAGCAUUUGGUCCGAACUCAAUACCAAGCACGCAGUGAAAAAGAAUUGCCAGUCUUACAAAGAUUCAUUCCGCUGGAGCUAAUUGGCGGACAAGACAAGCUACCAGUUGCGAAGUAUCUCGAUCUAAUUCUGUACUCACGGGAGCAAAUUCGCAAGGAAAAUGAGAGUAUGGGAAAGGAUGCGGGUGACGAGACAGCUCCUUGGGGAAUUGUAAGCAUCAAGGCACAAGAUGUCGACUAUGAGCUUCCAAUGAAUCCUAUCACUGUUAUGAGGAAUUCGCUUGGGAAGGAACAUGGUGGAUCUGGAGUUCCGCUGGACCGUGAUGCUUACAUGGAAAGUGUCAACUACUGGAAGGACAACGUAGUCAUCUCGUAG
Molecule: messenger RNA, 615 nt
Organism: Cylindrotheca closterium
Lineage: Eukaryota; Bacillariophyta; Bacillariophyceae; Bacillariales; Bacillariaceae
Source: the annotation of a GenBank genome assembly